Molecule: messenger RNA, 1314 nt
Organism: Penicillium expansum
Lineage: Eukaryota; Fungi; Ascomycota; Eurotiomycetes; Eurotiales; Aspergillaceae
Exons: 1
Coding region: 1-1314 (437 amino acids)
Biological process (GO): meiotic cell cycle; positive regulation of transcription by RNA polymerase II
Cellular component (GO): nuclear chromosome
Molecular function (GO): DNA binding; DNA-binding transcription factor activity
Source: RefSeq, a predicted model, not a curated record
AUGGGAAAUAUGGGUAUGCCCUUGGGGGGAAUGAACGAUCUCUCCCGUAGCCAUGGGUAUCCCGGCACUCCUCGCGCUUUAGAUAGCGGGAUGGAUCGAUCUCAGAAUAAUAUGUAUCAGCAACCGAUAGUGGAGUCCUCACAACGCUCGCAGCCCCAGGUUGAGGCUCCGCCUUUUGAUGACACGACUAUUCUUCAUACAGUUGUUGCAGAAUUUGGUGGCCAAUAUCAAACAGUGAAACCAGAUGUCCAAGCAAAAAUGGGUCGAGGGCCCUUUCCAGCUGAGGGCAAGUGGACUUGCUAUCGCCGCAACUACUUUGCAGUGACCUGCGGUUUUGGUCUUCAUCCUUGGCCUCCCACUGCUCCCCUAUACAUCCGCUAUCCUGACCAGACCCUUGAACCCAUCCGUGGAUUUUCAAUGGCAAUUUCCGCUAUCGUGAACGGUCAAUAUGGAGAAACCCGAGAACUUGUUCAACACACCCCAAAGCGAGACAAGCAAUCCGAACGCAAACCCGGUCGUGUCGUUCUUCAGCCUGCACCUCCACCUUCAUUUACAGCAACCUCAUCAGUUAAUGGAAGUCUUUCUGGAUUCCCCCUUGGCUCGCAAUCUAUGGACUACAACCCUUCCUUCGCAGGGACACCUCAGCCGUGCCAGCCCCCAACCUCCCACGUAUUCGAACGCAUCCAAUUCCAAAAAGCGACCGCCAACAACGGCAAGCGACGCGCCCAGCAACAAUAUUACAAUCUGGUCGUCGAACUGUACGCUGAGGUUGCUAGCUCGGUUCCAGGUGAAACCGAGUGGAUACAAAUCGCCCGGCGCCACUCCCACCCCCUGGUCGUCCGCGGACGUUCUCCCGGUCACUACAAGGACGGACGCCGUGGCAGUACGGGCAGUAUGGGUCCGGAUGGGGCUGGCGGAGACAGCACCACCUGCAGUGUCCUUCCCCAUGGGCUGGGCCAAACGGGUCGUCCACACAUGCUCAUGUACGAGGCGUCUCAUCGAAACGGUCUUUCUUACGGCAGAUCUGAUCACCGCAAAGUGAAUGUUACAGACCAUUCUCCACUCAGCGAUAGUCCUCUCAUCUCCUCUUCCUCCUCUUCUGGGUUUGAGUACUCAAUGAUCGACACUAUGGACCCCAUGGAUACAAUCAAGUCUGACCUUUACCUCAAAUCAGAUCCCUAUCAGGAUAAUACCUAUACAGGGGUUCCCAGCCACCAACACCGCCAGUCUAGUACUGGUGGAUACGACCCCGUUUACUCAACAGCUUAUAGUCGUUACGAUCCUAUUCAGAAUUCGCAUAGUCUAUGCACUUAG